Messenger RNA from Bipolaris victoriae FI3, 1020 nucleotides. RefSeq lists its product as hypothetical. The coding region runs from base 1 to 1020 and encodes 339 amino acids. The transcript is spliced from 2 exons. NCBI's taxonomy places the organism in Eukaryota, Fungi, Ascomycota, Dothideomycetes, Pleosporales, Pleosporaceae. The record is from RefSeq and is a predicted model, not a curated record.
AUGUUUGCACCAACCAAGCCGCUCGAAACCGCAACAGCCCCUCUUCCCAUUCAGGCGCCUGCCGAUACAACAACGCAAGGAGCAUCUAUUCCUGCUACAACCGAGACUAUCUCGCAGCCAGUACCUGAGCUCGCUCCGGAAGUACCUCCAGCCAUACCUGAGCCUGUCCCGGAAGUACCUCCAGCACCGAUCUCAAAUGUGACCCAGCCAGAGUCUCUACCAGUAGCCGAGCCAGCUUUACAAGUGCCUGCCGUAGAACCAGUGGCGACAGAACCUGUAGCGCCUCUUCCUACAGCGUCGAUUCCUGAAGCGUCACCCCCCACAACUUCACUUCCCGAGGGUUCGACCGCUACAGCGCCUGUUCCUGUGCCUUCUAUCCCCGCAGCACCUCUGCCGGUAGCAUCGCUUCUCACGUCAUCUCUACCCGUGGCAUCUGUGCCAGCAGUGCCUCUUCCUGAGAACCCGCUGCCAAUAGCUUCACUUCCCGAGACGACGCUCCCCAUAGCACCUCUUCCUGUGGCAUCGAUUCCUACGGCAUCGAUUCCUACGGCGUCAAUCCCUGAGACGGUUCUAACAGUAACGUCUCUUCCUGUGGCGUCACUUCCCACAGCUUCAAUUCCUGAAGGGGCAGUCCCUACAACAUCUCUUCCUGUGGCGUCUGUGCCAGUGGUUGCUCUGCCAGUAGCAUCUCUUCCUGAGGUAUCUCUCCCAGCAGCGGCUCUUCCAAGUGUACCAACGGCCCUUCCUACUGCAGGGACAGGAUUGCCUCUGCCGGUUCCUACUACACCAUUACCCACCGCUGCACCCGAGACACUAGCAAAUGCAGCAUCAGGAUUAGCUCCGUCGGUUGCAACGACUACUAAAACUAUGCGCAAACGUGACAUGAUCAAGCUGCUCGGACCGUUGCUUAAAGUCAUACCCGGAUGCAUUCCCCUUCUCGUGCUCCUCGCCCAGAAGAGUGCAGCGGGUGUAGACAUCAAGCCGAUUAUCGAAGCCAUGGUAUUGGCUGCGGGCCCGUGA